Messenger RNA from Stylophora pistillata, 1169 nucleotides. RefSeq names its product cochlin. Lineage: Eukaryota; Metazoa; Cnidaria; Anthozoa; Scleractinia; Pocilloporidae. The record is from RefSeq and is a predicted model, not a curated record.
CGCUCCUCAGUAGAGCAAUUAAAGCAUUCAACCACACGUUUUGGAAAAAGAGAGCAUACUGUACCUAAGUCAACAAGAAAAGGGAAUCCCGCGGGAGAAUGAGGGUAUCUUUAAGAAGAAUGACUAUUUUAACCAACAGUUUUGCUAUGGUUAUCUUAUUCACUAUAGCUUCAGCAGCUGAUCAGUUCAAGUGCCAUAACAAGGUAGACAUGGUUAUUCUCUUGGAUGGGUCAGGAAGCGUUACAGCAGAUCAGUUUAAAAUCGCAAAGAAAUUUGCUGCUGACCUUGUAAAACACUUUGAUAUUUCGAAAGUCAGGACUAACGUGGCUGUUGCAUCAUACAGUCAAUACGUGAAAACUGGAAGGACGUUUCACGAUGAUGCUUCGCAAGAAGCCAUAUUAAAGGCGAUAGAUGGAAUCCAUUAUGAGGGGGCCGCCAGUAGACUCGAUCUUGCGUUUGGACUUGUGCAGUUUGGACUUUUCGAUGGCAAACAAGGGGCAAGGAUAAGUGAUAAAAGUGUAAAGAAGGUAGCAGUGUUUGUAACAGAUGGCUACAGCACUAGAGGAGUAGAAUUCACAAGACAGAGUGCUGAUUCAUUAAUAGAGAAAGGUGUCAACUUAUUCUCUGUGGGUAUUACUGAUCACAUCGAUAAAGAUGAACUGAACGAGUUGGCAAGUACGCCGCGAAAAAGCCAUCAGCUCAUUAUAGACACUCUUGGCAAGUUCUUCACAAAAGAGCAAGUUGAGCGCUUUGCAAAAGAGAUUUGCAAAAUCGACUGAACGAGAACAUUCCAUAACAGAAAGAUUUCAAACAACGACGUUCGGUACGUUUUAUUAACUAUGAUACCUUUAGUAGAAAAUUCAAACAUUUUUUGAGUUUAGAAAUGAAACGUCUGGUUAAAAUAAAUGUUAAGUUGUCCUUGCAUUGUCCUCGCAUUUGGCGUCGGAGCGUUCCGGAUAUGUAGGGGAACAUGAAGAAAAAAGGAAAGUAAGCUUGCCUAUGGAAUUUUUUUCUGGUCGUUAGCUUUCUUGGUAGUCUGACCCACUAAACCUGUAACCACACCACAGUUGAUGACUAGGCUCGAUUUAUACCAGCCGCCGUUCGGGAACCGGAGCCCGUGCUCCUCCCCGAAGGGAGGAACGAAAAAGACCGGACCCGAGAGAGCGGCG